AUGUCUCUUGACCUCGAAAAGCAGCUCACCUUUUAUGGUGUUUAUCAUCAUAACUCCGUCAACGUAAUCAUCCACAUCGUUUGUGUGCCUCUAAUUGUAUUAUCCUUCUUGGAGCUUUUGUCCAACUAUGGGCCAUUCUUCAUACUACCCUCGUGGAUCCAGAUACCGUAUCUGGAGCCAAAUCUGGCGACUUUUGCCGCAUUGAUAUGGGGCAGUUUGUACCUCCUUCUUGAGCCCGUCGCCGGAGGCGCCCUGGCCGUCAUGUGUCUCGGUGCCACUGCGGGUACCAACUAUCUCCGGCUGCAGGACGUCGCCGGUGCAAACAGGAUCGCCAUCGCGGUGAACUUCAUUUCCUGGAUCGCCCAGUUUGUUGGCCACGGCAAGUUUGAGGGGAGGGCCCCUGCGCUGCUCGACAACCCCUUCCAGGCUUUCUUCCUGGCGCCGCUGUUCGUGUGGCUCGAGCUGUUGUUCAUGGUGGGCUACCGGCCCGAGCUCAAGAAGCGUGUGGACAAAGCCGUCGAGGUCGAGAUUGCCAAGUUUCGCGAGAGGAAAGCGAAGAAGACCGAGAAGGCCCAAUAA
Messenger RNA from Parathielavia appendiculata, 579 nucleotides. Its product is annotated as DUF962-domain-containing protein. Lineage: Eukaryota; Fungi; Ascomycota; Sordariomycetes; Sordariales; Chaetomiaceae. Gene Ontology annotation, biological process: sphingoid catabolic process. Gene Ontology annotation, cellular component: endoplasmic reticulum. The transcript is spliced from 3 exons. Bases 1 to 579 code for a protein of 192 amino acids. The record is from RefSeq and is a predicted model, not a curated record.